AUGGCAGGAGGUGCAAUCAGGAACACAGGCAUGGGAAAUAGAUCAGGGUUAUAUGUGAGGCUGGUAGCAGUGAGUGUGUUACUGGGAGCUGAUAUGAACUGGCUGGGCCUGAAAGGCCAGGGUGGGGUCAAUGCUCAGAACACUGAGCGAAGGGUUUUGACACACAUCCCUGGUGACAUCAUCAUCGGAGCUCUGUUCUCCGUCCACCAUCAACCACCUGCAGACAAGGUCCAUGAGCGAAAGUGUGGUGCAGUGCGUGAGCAGUAUGGGAUCCAGAGAGUGGAGGCCAUGCUGCACACUCUGGAAAGAAUCAACGCAGACCCCGCUAUUCUCCCGAAUAUCACCCUGGGCUGCGAGAUCAGGGACUCAUGCUGGCACUCUGCAGUGGCGCUGGAGCAGAGCAUAGAGUUCAUUCGGGACACACUAGUGUCCAACGAAGAGGAGGAGAGCCAGGGCAAGUGUACUGCCGAGGCAGGGAGCCUGUUGCUGCAGGCGAAGAAGCCCAUUGUGGGACUGAUUGGACCAGGAUCCAGCUCUGUGGCCAUCCAGGUGCAAAAUCUCCUCCAGCUCUUCAACAUCCCACAGAUAGCUUACUCAGCCACCAGCAUGGAUCUGAGUGAUAAGAGCCUGUUUAAAUAUUUCAUGAGGGUGGUGCCAUCAGAUAUGCAACAGGCCAAAGCCAUGGUGGACAUUGUCAAGAAAUACAACUGGAGCUUUGUGUCCGCAAUACACACAGAGGGUAAUUAUGGUGAGAGUGGUAUGGAAGCAUUUAAAGACAUGGCAGCUAAGGAGGGGAUCUGCAUUGCCCACUCUGAUAAGAUAUACAGCAACGCUGGGGAACAGAGCUUUGAUAAGCUACUGGAGAAGCUACGAGCCCACUUGCCCAAAGCCAGGGUUGUGGCCUGUUUCUGUGAGGGCAUGACGGUCCGAGGCAUAUUGAUGGCCAUGAGACGACAGGGUCUGGUGGGAGAGUUUCUACUGGUUGGAAGUGAUGGCUGGGCGGACAGAUACGACGUGACAGAUGGCUACCAGAGGGAAGCAGCUGGUGGAAUCACAAUAAAGUUAAAGUCGGCGUAUGUGACUUGGUUCGACGAUUAUUACCUGAACCUAAAGCCUGACUCCAACCUGAGAAACCCUUGGUUUCCCGAGUUCUGGCAACAUCGCUUCCAGUGCAGGUUGACGGGGCAUCCGCAGGAGAGCAGCAUGUACAACCGCACCUGCACCUGGAGAGAGUCUCUGCGCCAUCAGUAUGCCCAAGACACCAAGAUGGGCUUCGUCAUAAAUGCCAUAUAUUCAAUGGCUUACGGCCUGCACGCCAUGCAGCAAUCCCUCUGUCCGGGAUAUAAGGGUUUGUGUGAAAGCAUGCGGCCCAUUGAUGGCCGCAAGCUGCUGGAGUUCCUGAUGAGAACCCAUUUUACUGGUGUGUCUGGGGAGACCAUCCACUUUGACCAGAAUGGAGACUCACCUGGCAGGUAUGAAAUCAUGAAUUUCAAGCGCACAGGCGAGGAUGAGUACGCUUACAUCCAUGUGGGAAGCUGGGACCAGGGUGGCCUAAAGAUGAACGAUGAGGAAAUCUGGAGUAACAACAGUGAAAUCAUCCAGUCAGUCUGCUCUGAGCCCUGCCUGAAGGCACAGAUUAAGGUGAUCCGCAAAGGAGAGGUGAGCUGCUGUUGGACUUGCACUCCCUGCAAGGACAACGAGUUUGUGUUUGAUGAGUACACUUGUCGAGCCUGUAUCCUUGGCUUCUGGCCCACUGAUGACCUCACUGGUUGUGAGCCAAUCCCUGUGCAGUAUGUGCGUUGGGGGGAUCCAGAGCCCAUUGCUGCAGUGGUCUUCUCCUGCCUGGGCCUCAUGGCUACACUUUUUGUUACUUCUGUCUUCAUCAAAUUUUGGGACACUCCAGUGGUCAAGUCAUCCAGUCGUGAGCUCUGCUACAUCAUCCUGGUUGGAAUAUGUCUGGGCUAUCUGUGCACCUUCAGCCUUAUCGCCAAGCCCCACAUAGUCUACUGCUACCUCCAGCGGCUGGGAAUCGGCCUGUCUCCUGCCAUGAGCUACUCCGCGCUGGUCACCAAGACCAACCGUAUAGCAAGGAUCUUGGCAGGCAGCAAGAAGAAGAUCUGCACCAAGAAACCGCGCUUUAUGUCCGCCUGCGCACAAUUGGUCAUCGCCUUCCUACUCAUACUGAUGCAGUUUGGGAUUAUUGUGGCACUUUUUAUUAUAGAGCCACCAGAGGUUAUCUACGACUACCCCAGUAUCCGUGAGGUGCACUUGAUCUGCAAUCUGACCACUCUGGGGGUGGUGGCGCCGCUGGGCUACAAUGGCCUGCUUAUCCUGAGCUGCACCUUCUACGCCUUCAAGACUCGAAAUGUUCCGGCUAAUUUUAAUGAGGCCAAGUAUAUUGCCUUUACCAUGUACACCACGUGCAUCAUCUGGCUGGCCUUUGUUCCUAUUUACUUUGGCUCCAACUACAAGAUUAUAACCAUGUGCUUUAGUGUCAGCCUCAGUGCCACCGUGGCUCUCUGUUGCAUGUUUGUCCCAAAGGUGUACAUCAUGCUCGCCAAGCCUGAGAAGAAUGUCCGGAGUGCUUUCACAACAUCCACGGUGGUGCGCAUGCAUGUAGGUGAUGCCAAGAAAGUGACCAAGACUGUCAAAUCUUCUAGCAGCAUGGCCAACUUGUUUCGACGCCGUGGUUCUGGGCAGGACAACGUCAGUUCCAAUGGGAAAUCAGUGACAUGGGCGCAGAAUGAGCACAGCUACAGACCAAACAUAUGGAAGAGGAUGUCAUUCCAUGUCAAGAAAAAGGAAAUAGUCGAGACAAACCAGACAGCCAUCAUCAAGCCUUUCUCUGAAGGCGGAGAUGCACCUGUGGAUACAGGUGUCAAGGAGCAGUUUGAAGAGCAACAGGUGUCUCAGCCCUUCAGCUGCUCCCCCUCUCAAUCACCAAGGGCUUUCCAGGGAGGAGAGGAUGGAGAGGCUGGACAAGUCUUACCCACCUACGUAAUUGAGCAUCCAGCUGGGGUCAGGAGAAGAGGUGGGGACAACAGCCAGGGUGUUGAUAUGGUCGAUGGUGGGGACAUUAGUGUCAUAGGCGUGGGUGACAUCGGCAUAGGGAUGAUUGGUGCCCAGGCUCAGGGCACCACUAUCAUGGACCAAAUUAGCUGUGUGGUUAACCGUUUCACUGCCAACAUCAGCGAGCUAAACACCAUGAUGCUGCCAGGAGGAGUUCCAGCCAACCCCUCAUCAACCACCGCUGUGCCUGCAGCUGCAGAUGCCACCCCCUGCCCACCUCAGUACCUCACAUCCAGAAGCAGGCAGGCCGCCUCCACUGUCACCACAUAUGCCGAGGUCGCAGUCGUCUCCAAUCUCUGCGAGAAUCGACCAGCAGGUAAGAUUUAUGAGCACCUGGCCGCGUCGUGCGUAAGUAGCAGGCGAGCCAAGGAUAUGGAGGAGCUGGUUGCUCUGACACCUCCCUCCCCGUUUAGAGACUCAUCUCUGAGCUCCAGCGGCAGCUCACCCCCCUCGCUGUCUCCAGCCUCUGAGGCUGAGUAUGACCAGCUGCUGCUGAGACACUACUGCCAGAGCUCGUCUUCUCUCUAA
This is a messenger RNA of Cyclopterus lumpus (lumpfish), 3597 nucleotides long. It is a transcript of the gene grm5a, whose product is annotated as glutamate receptor, metabotropic 5a. Lineage: Eukaryota; Metazoa; Chordata; Actinopteri; Perciformes; Cyclopteridae. The transcript has 17 exons. Gene Ontology annotation, cellular component: postsynaptic density membrane. Gene Ontology annotation, molecular function: G protein-coupled receptor activity involved in regulation of postsynaptic membrane potential; adenylate cyclase inhibiting G protein-coupled glutamate receptor activity. Gene Ontology annotation, biological process: G protein-coupled glutamate receptor signaling pathway; trans-synaptic signaling by endocannabinoid, modulating synaptic transmission; regulation of synaptic transmission, glutamatergic. The record is from RefSeq and is a predicted model, not a curated record. Bases 1 to 3597 code for a protein of 1198 amino acids.